UCACACACACACCCCUCUCCCUCACACACACACCCCUCUCCCUCACACACCCCUCUCCCUCACACACACACACCCCUCUCCCUCACACACACCCCUCUCCCUCACACACACCCCUCUCCCUCACACACACACCCCUCUCCCUCACACACCCCUCUCCCUCACACACACACACACCCCUCUCCCUCACACACACACCCCUCUCCCUCACACACACACACCCCUCUCCCUCACACACACACACACCCCUCUCCCUCACACACCCCUCUCCCUCACAACACACACCCCUCUCCCUCACACACACACCCCUCUCCCUCACACACCCCACUCCCUCACACACACCCCUCUCCCUCACACACACACACCCCUCUCCCUCACACACACCCCUCUCCCUCACACACCCCCUCUCCCACACACACACCUCUCCCUCACACACACCCCUCUCCCUCACACACCCCUCUCCCUCACACACACCCCUCUCCCGCACACACCCCCUCUCCCUCACACACCCCCUCUCCCUCACACACCCCUCUCCCUCACCCCUCACACACCCCUCUCCCUCACACACACCCCUCUCCCUCACACACCCCUCUCCCUCACACACACCCCUCUCCCUCACACACACACACCCCUCUCCCUCACACACACCCCUCUCCCUCACACACACACACCCCUCUCCCCUCUCCCUCACACACACACCCCUCUCCCUCACACACACACCCCUCUCCCACACACACACACCCCUCUCCCUCACCCACACACCCCUCUCCCUCACCCACACACCCCUCUCCCUCACACACACACACCCCUCUCCCUCACACACACACCCCUCUCCCUCACCCACACACCCCUCUCCCUCACACACACACCCCUCUCCCUCACACACACCCCUCUCCCUCACACACACACCCCUCUCCCUCACCCACACACCCCUCUCCCUCACCCACACACCCCUCUCCCACACACACACACCCCUCUCCCUCACACACCCCCUCUCCCUCACACACACACCCCUCUCCCUCACACACACACCCCUCUCCCUCACACACACACACCCCUCUCCCUCACACACACCCCUCUCCCUCACACACCCCCUCUCCCUCACACACACACACCCCUCUCCCUCACACACCCCUCUCUCCCUCACACACCCCUCUCCCUCACACACAUCCCUCUCCCUCACACACACACCCCUCUCCCUCA
Mobula hypostoma (lesser devil ray) is the source of this 1200-nucleotide messenger RNA. RefSeq lists its product as uncharacterized. The annotation marks the transcript as partial. Lineage: Eukaryota; Metazoa; Chordata; Chondrichthyes; Myliobatiformes; Myliobatidae. The transcript is spliced from 8 exons. The record is from RefSeq and is a predicted model, not a curated record.